Messenger RNA from Aspergillus heteromorphus CBS 117.55, 709 nucleotides. RefSeq lists its product as uncharacterized. The transcript is spliced from 2 exons. The record is from RefSeq and is a predicted model, not a curated record. Lineage: Eukaryota; Fungi; Ascomycota; Eurotiomycetes; Eurotiales; Aspergillaceae. Bases 187 to 603 code for a protein of 138 amino acids.
CCCCCUACUUAUUUACCACCGUCCUUCCUCCCUCCAUAACUUCAUUGCCUCCUGUUCGCUUUCGCCCCCAAUCUCCACAUGUCGGGCUAUUUGAUCUAUUUAUCCUUGGUGUGGGUAUAUUCUUAGACUGCAUUCUUCUGGUGCUCUGUCCAAUAGACUAGGCGUCUACUCCACUCCACGCGUUCGAUGAUACCUGUUUCAUUGGCCUCACUACUGACUAGGACCAGGGUCUCGGUUGAAGUGACGCGUCGGGUCGGGAUACUACCCCCAGUUCCUGUGUUCGGGGUCACGACAUCACACCUUGUGCGUGGACCGGCUACUACACGUACAUCGGAUGCUCCACUAGCCCCCAGCUUGCAUCUGCCACGUUUACAAACACAGUCACGCUACGCUAGCCCGGCACUCAUGCAGGAACCACGCGACUUGACGUCUGCACGCCCCAGACCCGGGUCGUGGCAGAGCGGCCGUUUUCCGCGCAAAAGCGGCAGCCAAAGGCAUCCCGAAAUAAAGGGUGGAGCGGAGCAGGCGGCACAAGCAUGUCCGCUGGCGGAGUGGGCCGGUUCCGCUCCUCCAGUGUGGUGGGGUAUGGGGGGGGGAUGCUGAACAGUCAGCAGGGGAUAGUCGUGACAAUGACAUAACUGGCCCACAUUUGGGCAUUUUCACAUGGUAAGAUCUUUGAACUCCAGAGAAGCUUUCCACGGGUGGUAUG